This is a messenger RNA of Cyphomyrmex costatus, 1506 nucleotides long. RefSeq names its product fatty acyl-CoA reductase 1. The record is from RefSeq and is a predicted model, not a curated record. Gene Ontology annotation, biological process: long-chain fatty-acyl-CoA metabolic process. Gene Ontology annotation, cellular component: peroxisome. Gene Ontology annotation, molecular function: alcohol-forming very long-chain fatty acyl-CoA reductase (NADP+) activity. Lineage: Eukaryota; Metazoa; Arthropoda; Insecta; Hymenoptera; Formicidae. The coding region runs from base 2 to 1504 and encodes 500 amino acids. The transcript has 9 exons.
AAUGACAAUUGAUCCAACCAAAUCAAUUCCUGCUUUUUACGCUGGACAAAGUAUACUUUUGACAGGUCCAACAGGAUUUCUCGGUAAAGUUUUUAUCGAAAAGAUAUUACGAUCUUGUCCAGAUGUUCGUGAAAUAUUUUUGUUAAUGCGUCCAAAAACAGGAUCAAAUGUUAACAAAAGGCUCGAAAAAAUAUUAAAUUUACCGUUAUUUGAAAAAUUGCGCGAAGAGCAACCUUCGCAAUUUGAAAAAUUAAUUCCAAUUUCUGGUAAUGUCAGUGAGAAAGGAUUGGGUUUGUCUGUUGAGGAUAAGCAAAUGCUGAUUGAAAGAGUGACUAUAAUCAUUCAUGCAGCUGCUAGUGUGAGAUUUAAUAACAGUUUAAAAUAUGCCGUAUUUGUCAAUAUCAGAGCAACAAGAGACAUUUGUAUUUUAGCACAAAGUAUGAAGAAUUUAAUAGCACUAGUGUACGUUAGUACAGCAUUCGCACAUGUAAAUGAACCAAUCAUAGAUGAAAAAGUGUAUCCACCAAUAACUAACUGGCAAAAGAUAAUUGAAGUAGUCGAGACAUUGGAUGAACAUACUUUAAACAUUUUUACGGCUAAAUGUUUAGACUAUGCACCCAAUACGUAUAUUUUUUCAAAAAACCUAGCGGAAAAAAUAAUACAAGAUUAUUCUUCCUCUUUUCCUUGCGCAAUUGUAAGACCUUCCAUUGUAACAUCAACGUUACAAGAACCUUUCCCAGGAUGGUUAGAUAACGUUUAUGGUCCAAUAGGACUUUUUAUUGGCGGCGGUAAAGGAAUACUGCGAGUAGCAUGUUUGAAUAAAAAUGUUAACGAAGAUGCAGUACCAGUAGACAUUGUCAUCAAAGCUAUAAUAAUCGUAACUUGGAAAAUAGGAUUAACCACGUAUAAUCACAGCAUUACAGAUUCCACACCUUUAGUUGUAAAUUGCACAGGUCAGAAAUACAUUUCAUAUCAAAAUUGUAUAAAGAUGUUGUUUAAUAUUGGACAAGAUGUGCCUUUUGAAGGAGCUCUCUGGACACCUCAUACAAUAUUAACUGAUAAUCUUAUUCUAUUUUAUAUAUUAACAAUGUUAUUGCAUAUUCUACCUGCUAUAUUAAUAGAUCUGAUUUUAAAAUUCGCUGGACGCCGUCCCAUGUUAGUACAACUGCAAAGAAGAAUAUAUGUGGCCAAUCGUGCUGUGAGUUACUUUUCGUUCCAUGAAUGGAAAUAUAACAAUGCAAAUAGGUCAAUUCUGAUAUCAUUAAUACCAUGUGACAAUUUUGAUACAUUUUCAUUUGACUGUUCUUAUCUUGAUAUUAGAACAUAUGGCAUAAAUUGUGCCAUUGGUGCCAAAAAGUUUCUUCUUCACGAAGACAUGAAUCGAUUAGAUGCAGUUAAAGCACAUCAUAAAAGAGUGUAUAUACUCGUCAAUAUGAUAAAAACUAUUAUCUUUAUUGGAGUACUAUGGAUAAUAUACAAGUGGACCUUCAUCAGUACAUUAUAAAA